Molecule: messenger RNA, 1095 nt
Organism: Sesamum indicum (sesame)
Lineage: Eukaryota; Viridiplantae; Streptophyta; Magnoliopsida; Lamiales; Pedaliaceae
Product: mitochondrial import inner membrane translocase subunit TIM17-2
Biological process (GO): protein import into mitochondrial matrix
Cellular component (GO): TIM23 mitochondrial import inner membrane translocase complex
Molecular function (GO): transmembrane protein transporter activity
Source: RefSeq, a predicted model, not a curated record
GUAAACCCUUCCCCAAGUUCUUCGCCCAACAAAACCGGCCACAAAACCCUCCCAAAACCCUUCUCCUCUUCCUCGUAAAACCAGUCACAAAUUGAGGGGAAAAUUUAAAUAAUAGUAGAAAAUGGGAACUCCAGAGACCUCCCGCGAGCCAUGCCCCGACCGGAUUCUUGAUGACAUCGGCGGCGCCUUUGGGAUGGGCGCCGUUGGCGGCUCCGCCUUCCACUUCCUCAAGGGCGUCUACAACUCGCCCAAGGGUACACGCCUCGUCGGCGGCUCUCAGGCCGUGCGUAUGAACGCUCCACGCAUCGGCGGCAGCUUUGCCGUGUGGGGCGGUCUCUUCUCUGUCUUUGACUGCUCCAUGGUCUAUGUCAGGCAGAAAGAGGAUCCGUGGAACUCUAUUAUCGCAGGUGCCGCGACAGGUGGGUUCCUCCAGAUGCGGCAAGGGAUGGGCGCCGCCUCCCGUUCUGCGCUUUUCGGGGGUGUUCUGUUGGCUCUUAUUGAGGGGGCAGGGAUUAUGUUAAAUAAAGUUAUGAGUGCUCCGCAGGAGGCGCCGAUUUUUGUUGAGGAUCUUCCAGCUGGGGCCCACGGGAUGCCGCAGGAGGCGGCGCCCGCUCCAGCUGCGUCUUCGUCUUCUUGGUUUGGAGGCUUGGAACGAAACGAAGAGGAGAAGAAGAGUGGUACUGGAGUGAAGACGGAGAUUCUGGAGAGCUUUGACUCGCCGAUCCCACCAACAUUUGAGUUCAAGUAAGAGAUUUUUGCUUUAUUUGUGUCUUUUGUUUAAGAUUGACAUGUUCUUGGAGUUGGGUGUUGGUGGCAUGGAACUGAAAAUCUGUGAUCUCGCAAUUUCGGGUACUGACCAUGAUAAUGGCCUAGUAGUGAUGUUUUUGUAGAAUAACAUGUUCAAGGUAAUGAAUUGACAUAAUAUUCGUGUAUAAAUGUUUUUGAAUAUUUACAUAAAUUUUGGAUGGAGAAAAUACGAUUGAUGCUUGAUCAGAAGAGCGGGAUUCCUGAUCUAUUGAACUCAUGUUGAAAUUGUUGAUAUUUUGUUUUCUGCUUUACAGAACGAUUUUUAGAGAAUCCAUUGUUGUCCUAUUA